UGAAAAAAAAAAUCUUGCGGUUUGUCUGGUAACCCGGUCUAUAAAAAAACAUAUAUAUACACAUAAACGUGGCAGCACAGAAGAAUUAGGCCAGAACCCUAAUUUUGUUGUGCAGCAAAAUUUGGCGCCGCCGACGGGAGGAAUAGAAUUAUUCGAUUAACGUAGUAGCGAUGGGGAAAUCGAUCAGAUCGAAAAGGGAGAAGAGGCUGAGGUCGAUAAGGAGAGAGAUGGUGGAGCCGAUUUACGACAAGAAGGACGCCGCGAAGCUAGCCAUCCAGGAGGCCGCCCUCGCCGCUCCCAAGCUUCCGGUUAGGUCCACUCCCUCCGCCAACGAGGCCUCCGACUCUUUCGCCGCCAUGGACGUCGAGACUGCUGAUGAUAAUCAGAGCUCUAAAUUCCUCAAGCCUAUCGGAAAGAAGCUCAAGAAGAAGAUUAAGAUUGCCAAGAAGAAGUUUCACGGCAAGGGCAAAAUCAGAAGAAAGAACGUGUAGUUUUUUUACUAGAUUUCCUCUUUCUUUGUCGCCUUUUUUGUUUCAAUCUAUUAAUGUUUUGGUACUACUUUUUGUUGAAUUGAUAUUAGGCACCGAUGAAACAUUAUAGUGUUAAUCUGUCGGGAAAAAAUCUAUUCUCACACACACGCACUCGAAACACGGAUGUGUGUAUUGGUAUAUGCUUCAUGGUUAUUCAUCUCUUAUUCUAUUUAUAUAUGAAAUACUAAAUUGGUUAA
Messenger RNA from Salvia miltiorrhiza (redroot sage), 727 nucleotides. RefSeq lists its product as uncharacterized. The record is from RefSeq and is a predicted model, not a curated record. The coding region runs from base 171 to 491 and encodes 106 amino acids. The transcript has a single exon. NCBI's taxonomy places the organism in Eukaryota, Viridiplantae, Streptophyta, Magnoliopsida, Lamiales, Lamiaceae.